Molecule: messenger RNA, 3771 nt
Organism: Belonocnema kinseyi
Lineage: Eukaryota; Metazoa; Arthropoda; Insecta; Hymenoptera; Cynipidae
Exons: 10
Coding region: 268-3426 (1052 amino acids)
Cellular component (GO): nucleus
Source: RefSeq, a predicted model, not a curated record
CCGUUUGACAAUGAUGUGGUUAUGCUUUAUCGUUGAAAGUAGAAUGUAAUUUUUUCAUGUUCACGCUUUUAUAACUGUCUAUAAAAGCACAAAGGUGACUUAACUUCGUGUAACUUUCUAUAAUAUUAUUUGAUUUUACACUUUUCUGCAAUUCUUUACGCAAACUCGGUGUGUGGUCACUUAAUCUGAAUUUUUCAGGUGACGAAUGUUUUUUAAAGAGAAGAUUUAUGUAACACAAGCCACUGUGAGGGAAAUACAAAUUUAAAAAUGAAUACGGCAUCUUUUGUAGCGGAUCGAAGGACAAGGAAUAGGAAAAAAUUCCAAUUACCGAGUUGCAGCGAUUAUGUGGAUAAUUAUAAGGAAAACACUUCUAAUAAUGCUCCAUUCUUUAGUGAAGAAUCUUUAUUAUCAAAACGAGACAGAUCUCCAACUAUAGUAUUACGACUGUCGGACAGUCAAAAUUAUAAUAUUGAAGUCCCUGAUACUACACGGAGCAACAAUUUAUCAAACUACAGAUGUAAUGAUAAGUCAGUUGGGUCCAAAACUUCAGAAAAAAGCGAAGUCAUCAUAAUCAGCGAUUCGAGCGACAAUGAUGAAUUUCCGUCAAGAAAGACCGAGACUUCUCGAUUCGCUACCAGCACUUUUAAAAAUAUUCAGGCAAGCGUUAGUAUUUCAUCUUCAACGGAUGAAUCGGACACGAGGGACGAUUUUAAUUCAAGGAAAAAUGAGUCAAAGAAAUUGAAUCACGAUAAAGGAAGAGGAAGAUUGCUCAGUAAUUUUAAACAUAAUAUUAGUUCUUUUAAAGCAAAACAGAGAUGCAGUAUUUUGUACACGUCGGACGAUACCGCUUCGACAGCUAGUUCAAGCAAAAGUCAAAGUAAAAGCUCAUCAUCUAGGAAAAGUAAAGAUUCACAUUCGUCACUUUCACAUGUGAGUCCAACUCCUCGUUCAGUCGGUUCCAAUAAUUCAAUUAAGAGUCACAAGAGCGUUAGCAAGUAUGUUUCCAAGCAAGUCGAGAGAAUAAGAGACCACGCGACAACAUCUGGAUUUGGAACGAGCCCGAGUUUCUGCAGCACCAAGUAUCAAAAAGUUUUCCCAAGGAGAAUCUCGAAUCGAGGCACACAGCUGACAAAGUUGGAUGCCCUCAAGAUUUUAAAAGCUGUCAAAUCCAAGAGGGUGAAAUACUUUUCCCCUAGUAGCAGCGACAAGAGUCAAGUCUCAGAAACUCCGGAUUUUGAUGAAGAAGUUCGAAAGGAUAAACCAAAGAGAUCAAAUAUCAUCGAGGAGACUGACUCGGAGGUUGACGAAGUCGUUGAGAAAAGUAUUAUACAAAACACACCAGAAGUAUCAAAGCGAAAAACCUCGGUCAGCAGAUUCCUUAAGACUCCUGUUAAUAUUCAGGAGAUGGCAUACAAUGAUCUUUCGGAAAGGAAGCGAAAGGAAAUCGCAAACUGGCUUAUGACGAAUUCUCCUGACUCUAAAAACGAAAGUUCGUUAAGUCACAUUUCUGAAAGUAAUAGGAACAGUCUUAGUUCUGGAAAUAGUAGCUUGGAGCGACUGGAAGCCAAUUUCGAAACACCAAAUAAUAGGGAGAAGUUUAAGAGAAAGGUUAUUGACGAUAGAGAAGUAAAUUAUACUGAGCCAAAGACUCCGACGAAUGUUUUUCUGCCUGAUGUUUUGAAUGGCGUUGCACUAGGGGCUACUGAUAAACGAGUUAAUAUUCGUACUCCUAAAAAAAGUCCUGAAACUCCUAUUCCUAAGACUGCUAUAUCUACUGUAAAAAGCCGGCAGACUAAAAUAGACGAUUAUUUGAGGAAAACUAAGACUUCUUCGGGGCAAUAUAUUAACGAACUAACAUCUGCAAAUAAGACGAUAAAGAAGCCUCCAGCUUCCAAAGAGUUGAACUCGGAGGAUGUCCGAAUUGAAGACUGCGUUGAUAUUUUGGAUAAAUUGUAUGGAGAUACGUGGAGAGCGAAGGCUGAUGCAAUUUUAACGGAACCGAGAAGAAAACCUGUUUCGAAAAAAGAUCGAGGCGUGCAGACGGAAAGGAAAGUGAAACCUAGAGUGAAAGGUCGAUUAAAUACAGAAUCAGACAGUGAAGAGGAUUUCGAAUUUGGAAAAUUUGUGAAAAAUAUAAAACCAACCCUAAAUUCAACAACGAGAAUAGGACCACAGGGAGCAAAAAGCACAAAUUUGACCAGAAGGACGAAACCAAAGGAACCAUAUCUGAAAUCUGGCUUUAUAAACGAUGAAUCUUCGAGUGGUGGUAGUGGAAGGAGUUCAUAUUACACAGCCCGCACAAAUCCUCUAUUAAAUAAUAAGAAAAAACCAACUGCUGCGCCUGCAUCUGCAUCGACUCUAAGAGUGAUGGCAAUCUGUGAUCCUGAAACGGACGAGGAUGGGGAAAAUGAAGUCCCAAUCUUUCCGAAUGACAGACUCAAUAGACGAAAAUUAUCUUUUAGCGAAAGUGACGAUGAUUCCGCUACUAGCGAAUUUGACCCAGACGAUAUAGUUUCGCCAAAGACUUCGCCAAAAAAGAAUGUUUCGAAAACCGCGCAUCGUUUUUUGAAAACCUCCCUCAAAUCUAUUCGGAAAGUUGAAGUCAAAAAAGCACCAAGUUUCUUGGCUUCGCUCUCGACGUCUGUUCCGAUGUCGUCUAGUCACCCCGAGGCUAGAGUGUAUAAACAGAAUUUUAAAAAGUCCAAAGAGGCAUUGUGCAAACAACUUUUCUCCAUAUUCAAUGAGAAAGUAUUCGACAAGAAACUUCCGGAUGAUAUGCUGAUAGAAUGGAGCACACGGAUGACAGGCACCGCUGGCUUUUGUUAUAACAAAAAGUCUAUCAGAGCUCUCGGCAGCGUAACGAGAUCGAGUAGAAUUGUGUUAGCAACUAAGAUUUGUGACAAUCCCGAAAGAGUGAGGGAUACUUUAGUUCACGAAAUGUGUCAUGCUGCCACAUGGAUAAUAAACGAAAUUUCAGAGGGUCAUGGUCCUCUGUGGAAGGGAUGGGCAGCAAAGGCAAUGAAGGCUUUUCCAGAAUUACCGCACAUAAGUCGAUGCCACGAUUACCAGAUUAAAACGAAAUAUACUUAUAAGUGCACAACCUGCGGAUAUUGCAUUGGAAGGCACUCAAAGUCGCUGGACAUACAGAAGAAACGCUGUGGAUAUUGUUACGGAAAAUUUGAGGUAUUCGUCAACCGAACAACAAAAUCUGGUACUGUGCAGAAAACACCGAGUCGCACAAAAGAUCCGUCGGCGUUUGCUCUCUUCGUAAAGGAAAAUUAUAGCUCCGUGAAGCAGAAUAGACGAAGCAUGAAGCACGGGGAGGUGAUGAAGGUUUUAGGUCAGCAAUUUUCUGCAGUUAAAAUUGCUAAAAAUAAGAAGCAAGAUGAUAUUGUUGAGGAGAACGAAAAUAAUCUCUCUGAAUGAAAUUCCGAGUUAUAGAGUAUAUUAUAUAUGUGUUCAGUGGAUUGCGUUAAGCGAUAAUCCAGUUUUUUAAUUUUAAUGUAUGUCUUAUACUGACAUCGUAACAGUUCCGACGUUUUAAUGUAUAUUUGACUUUUAGAAAACAUUUUAUAUGACGGAAUGACUGUGCGAGACACUAUUUGUAAUAUAAUGACUGAUGUUAACUUCUCAUUGCCGGACGCGACGUGAGAGGUGUAUAAGUAUUACACAUAGGAAUAAUUAAUAUACGAAUAAUACAUUCUAAGAAUUUAUAUAGUUCAUAUUAAUAUCGUGCCUCGGAUUCUUAAAAUAAAAUUAUCUUGACAAGAA